AUGAAGAAUGUACAAUCUGUUACAAGCCAUGCAGCUUGUAAUAUGAUGGGGUCCACAAAUCCGCUCCUCCAAACUAUUACUAGUUUUGUACAACUCAGCCCUUAUAGGCCUUUUGGAACCUAUAUUUUGUGUUCGGGGAAUGGAAAGCUUGUUGUGGUGGAGAAUUCUGAUGCAGUGCUGCAACUACUGUUUUAUAGUUGUCAGUUGAAGAGUGGACAGGAAAUCGAAGAGGUUGGUUAUGAGAGUUUGAAAGAACAUUCUGGAUAUGAAAAUGAAUUGGAAGGGAGUUUAGAAAUGCAAAAUGUGGUUUAUUUGGAUAAUUACUUGAAAGAGGUUCCUCUGUCUUCGGAUGCCAGUGUGGUUGGUGAGGCAGCCACUGUUAAUGCAGCCUUGAAUGAUCUCGGCCUGCAAAUGAAGAGAAAUGAUAAUCUUGACAAGGUUGUGACCUUGUUAACCACAGUUCAUUCAGAGAAAACAAAUCUGCAGUAUUAUUGA
Camellia sinensis is the source of this 495-nucleotide messenger RNA. NCBI's taxonomy places the organism in Eukaryota, Viridiplantae, Streptophyta, Magnoliopsida, Ericales, Theaceae. The record is from RefSeq and is a predicted model, not a curated record.